GUUACGCAUCCCACGUGCAAUAAAAAAUCAUCUUCGUGCGAUAGUGAAGUGUUGAAAUAAAUAAUUUCUAAAGUGUUUUAUGCUUAUCAAAUGGCCUGUUCUUCGCGUCAAUUUAUUUAUUGCGAAUAAUUUCCAAAGUGUUUUAUGCUUAUCAAAUGGCCUAUUCUUCGCGUCAAUUCAUCGUGCGGUUGUGUUACGUUCGCGCAAAAGUUGGUUUCGUAAAUACGAAUACCGUGCUGAUGAGUCGAUACUAUGAAUGCACUCAGUGAAAUAUAAUUCCAUUAUGAAAUUCAGGAUCAUCGAUUUCAUGCUGCGGACGGCGGUGCUGUGUUUGCUAUGCUCGAAAAUGGUGAUUACGACCAAAGAUCAUUCAUCCCAGUACUAUACGGCUUACGCGUGCGAUGGUAAAAUGCUAAAAAUCGAAUGCAAAGAAGGUUACGUUAUUAAUCUAAUACGUGCUAAUUACGGAAGGUAUUCAAUCACCGUUUGCAACGAUCACGGUAGUACCGAGUGGAGUGUGAAUUGUAUGUCGCACAAAUCAUUUUCCAUACUAUCGAGUCGUUGUUCGCAGAAACGCAACUGUAGCAUACAAGCUAGUACUAAUUUAUUCACCGAUCCUUGCCCUGGUACGGUGAAGUAUUUAGAAGCUCAUUAUGCUUGCGUAUCAGCUACUUCAACACCUUCGACGUCUCGACCAGCGCCACCUUGGAUGGCGACAUCGGCACCUAGUUGGUCAACCACCAAAUCCAUAUCCAUACAUCCAGAGAUAGUGCCACCCGCUACGCCAUCCGUAUCUACAUCGACAGCGGUCGUUUCGUCUACUAAACUAACACCUAAAGAACGCGAAUCCGAAGAUAACGAAUGGAACAACGUUAAUACGAAUCCGCCCAUUAUGGAAUCGUCUUCGGAGUCCGAAAUAAUAGUUCCUCGUAUCACUAGCAGUACCGAAACGCAGCUAAGCAGUAGCGAAAGCCCGAUGAUAAUGGAAACGGAAAAAGUACCUCUAUGUAAGCCAGUAGUUAUACGUAAUUUAUCGUGGAAUUGGACCCAAGGCGGCGACGUCUCCGUGUUACCAUGUCCGAACGGAGCAGCCGGUUUUGCCAAAUGGAGAUGCCAUAAGAUCAACGCCAACGAAGCUAAACGAACCCCCGAUACGCCCGAUUUAUCCGAAUGCCGAUCCGUUUGGCUGAGCAGUCUAGAGAAUCGUAUCAGCGAAGGCGAUUCGUUAGUCAAAGUCGCCGGCGAUCUGAGUCAAGUUACCGAAAGUAAAACGUUAUUCGGCGGCGAUAUGAUCCUUACGGCUAAAAUUAUCAGAGACAUGGCGCAAAAAAUGUCCAAAGAUGUAUCGACGUUUCCAGAUCGUCGCCAACGCGAAGCCGUAGUAUACGAUUUACUUCAGAAUAUCGCUCGCGUCGGUAGCAACUUACUAGACAUCUCGCAGCAGCAAUCGUGGAAAGAUUUACCAGCCAUCGAACAGAUGCGAAUAGCUACCAAUCUGCUCGUCGGUCUAGAAGAAAACUCGUUUCUACUCGCCGAUACGACUAAUCGCGGAAAAACCGUCAAUCAUUGUACGAAAAACAUGUUGCUUAGUAUUCAAGUACUGGAAGCUCGACUCGUCCUCGACAACGAAGUAUUCCCUAAAGACGAGGUGGUGGAAAAUUGUUCGUUGAGGAUCAACAACUGGUUACAGUUACCUAAAUCGUCGCUAUUGAAAAAUAGCGAAGGCAAUUUGGUGCGUUUAGUAUACGUAGCGUUCGAUACGCUCGAACAUAUACUCAAAGCUCCGUCGAACAGUAAAGAGCAGAAGAAAAUCAAUAGCAAAGUGCUUUCGGCUUCGUUAGGCAAAGGUCGUCACAUACAGCUCAACGAACCUGUCUUACUAUGCUUACAGCAUUUGAGCACCGAAAACGUAAGCAAUCCUACGUGCGUGUUCUGGGACUACACCCAGAGCAACUGGUCCGAAGAGGGUUGCACGUUGAUAGCGACCAACGAAACCCAUACCAUAUGUAGAUGUACUCAUUUAACCAAUUUCGCCAUCAUGGUCGACGUGAAACCGUCGCACGCUUCAGGCCACGCUAUUCCUAUAUCGUUGAUGGUAUUCCUAAUCUGCGUCGUACUGAUACUUUCAAUUAUCGCUAUCGUACUAGGCGUCAUGUGCGUACGUAACCACAACGCGCGCCGAGACUACGGUUCUACGUUCGUUCAGGAUAACGAAUGGUUCCUGAAAUGCUUCGGUUGCUGCCAAUCGAGCUCCGAAUCGGAGAAAACGCUCAACUGUAAAGAGCCCAGACCGGCGUUAUACGGUAAUCCGACCAUGAUGGAGAGUAUGACGUCCGUCGACAACGAAGCCAGACGUAUCGAACACAUAGAGAAUACGCUGCAGCAUCGUAACCGUAUACUAGCCAAUACUCUAGGAGUAGGAGGCACCAACAGCCUUCGUAGUCAUCAUCAUCACACCACCUACGGCGAACAUCGCGCUCGCAAAUUAUCCAAUACGCUGGGCACCAACAGCCCUCGCAACCAUACCUAUACGGAGCACCGUAACCGUAAGCUCUCCAAUACGCUGGGCUCGAAUAGUCCGCGAAGUCAUACCUAUAGCGAAAUCGCCGCCGGCAGCAGUCGAGGCGAUCCCGUAUACGAAGAGAUCGAACGCGAACGCGAACAUUGUAGUCAAAUAUCCGAUAUCAGCGACGACGACGCUAAACGCAACAGUGAUAUGAGUAGGCAGUCCUCAAAAAGCUACGGCGAUCAUCGACCCCUAAUACCUUACAAUCCGGUCACCGACAGGAAUUUCCACGCCGCCCUCGAUGCCGCGUACAGGCAGCAGCUCAAAGAACACAGCGCCCGGACCGUUUCCGUUCUAGACGGUCAAACGGUCAUUUGCCAUUUACAACAAAUGUUGUAGCUAUAGUGAAAUGUACCAGUAUGCCGUCUAUUCAACGUGAUCAUCCACGUUUAUCCGACAAGCUUUUUAAGGAUUAACCAGGUUUUACCUUCCUUUUGUUUUUUUUUAUGUAUGUAUAGUUUACGUAGUGUUUUUUUUCUGUGCUUUUUGUAAAGUAUCGUAUGUAUAUGUAUUUUUAUUGUUGAAUAUUGACAACCCGAUGUGACGGAAGCGGUUCGAAAUUCCAAUGUGUUUUUUUAGGGUUUGGUGAAAUUUACCAGUGAUUUUUUUCCUCCUUCGCUGAACUCGAAAAAACAAAAAAUUCGCUUCGAAAUUACGUCGAUGUACAUAGAAUUUUAUCGAUUUUUACUAGUCGAAAAUUGAAUUAUUCUUUCGGGUAGGUUUGGAUUGCCUUUAAGCCGUGGAAAAACAAUACAAGUCGAUUCUAUAGUACUUUUGCUAAUUGAGAAAUAAUAUUUCUCGAAGAUAAUUAUAUUUGCACUUUUGGAUGUUUACAUUACUCAUCUCUCUAGGUAUUUUGAAAUUACUCCAAGUUAUUAGAAUAAUCGAGUUGAUUUGAAGUGGAGUAGGGUGUGUGAAUAAGGAAAACCACCUCGACUUUGCGAUUGACUCAUUUUAUAGAUUUCUCCUCAAUUCAACCCAUGUUAUUGAUUCAGGCCCGGAUUUACAUCGGAAAGCAACAUAGGCACGUGCCUAGGGCGGUAAAUUUUGCCCCCCCUAAAAUAGCGACAUACAAACGUUUGCCCAGUCUAGGCACACAUUUUUACUUAACCACCAGACCUCGAGGAUUGGAAAUUGACUAGUGAGCAAUUUGCAUAAGUAUACGAUGUUUUUUAUUCUUGCCCAACUGGCUGCACUGCCUUUUUUUCAGCCUAUCUUUUGCUGAAGUUGUCAAAGUCUCGAUUUCGGUCAAAAAUAGUAAAAAAUCUCGUCUUUUGAAAAAAUUGCCAAAGUUUUUUUUUCGCAAAAAAAUUACCCAAAAUAAGAAAAUUGCUUUGUUGCCAAAAAUUAUCAGAAAGUAUAGUUUUUUUUAUUAACACAGAAAAUGUAUCACUACCUACCUAAUUAUGCAAUUCGUAUGAAUAGUUGACCAAUCGUUAGAUUUUUAUUAUUGUUUCUUUGUCUGCAUGUUCAAAAACUUGUUUUUUCAUAAAAAUUUUCACGUUUUGAUACCAAAAAAGUCUCACCUCUGUUUUUGAAAAAUUAUUUCAAAUGUUUCUCUUAUUUGACUGAAAUUGUCAAAAGUAUCACUAUUUUGCCAAUAGUGCCCAAAAAGUGCCCCGUUUUGAUGGCUCUGGCUCAAAAAUCGUCGAAAAUUCUCGCUUGUCAAAAAUUGAUGAAAAAAUGUUUGCUUUUUGGAAAAAUGGUAGAAAUUUUUCGUUUGCAAAAAGCUUGAAAAAAAUUUUACUUUUUUCCAAAAAUUGUCUCGAAGUCUCGUUUUUUUGGCAAAAAAUUGUCAAACAUUCUCGCUCGUCCAAAAAUUGACAAAAUUUUUUCCUUUUUGGAAAAAUGGUUGAAAUUUUUCAUUCGCAAAAAGCUUGAAAAAAAUUUUACUUUUUUCCAAAAAUUGUCUCGAAGUCUUGUUUUUUUGGCAAAAAAUUGUCAAACAUUCUCGCAUGUCCAAAAAUUGACAAAAUUUUUUCCUUUUUAGAAAAAUAUGAAGUUGAAAUUUUUCGUUCGCAAAAAACUUGAAAAAAAUUUUACUUUUUUCAAAAAUCUUCUCGAAACCUUGCUUUUUUGGCCAAAAAUUGUCAAAUAAGUAUUCUCGCUUGUCCAAAGAUUGACAAAAUUUUUUCCUUUUUAGAAAAAUGGUUGAAAUUUUUUGUUUGCAAAAAGCUUGAAAAAAAUUUUACUUUUUUCCAAAAACUGUCUCGAAAUCUCGUUUUUUUGGCAAAAAAUUGUCAAAAAUUCUCGUUUGUCCAAAAAUUGACAAAAUUUUUCGUUCGCAAAAAGCUUGAAAAAAUGUUUUCUUUUUUCCAAAAAUUGUCUCGAAGUCUCGUUUUUUUGGCAAAAAAUUGUCAAACAUUCUCACUUGUCCAAAAAUUGACAACAUUUUUUCCUUUUUAGAAAAAUAGUUAAAAUUUUUCGUUUGCAAAAAACUUGAAAAAAAUUUUACUUUUUUCCAAAAAUUGUCUCGAAGUCUCGUUUUUUUGGCAAAAAAUUAUCAAAUAUUCUCGUUUGUCCAAAAUUGACAAAAUUUUUUCCUUUUUAGAAAAAUAGUUGAAAUUUUUCGUUUGCGAAAAGCUUCAAAAAUCGUCUCGAAGUCUCGUUUUUUUGGCCAAAAAUUGUUAAAUAUUCUCCCUUCCUCAAAAAUUAUCAAAAAUUUACGCUUUUUAGAAAAAUGACAGGAGAUUGCCUUUUUUUUUUCAGAAAAUUACGAAGACCCAAUUUUUUCGCGAAGUUUAUCCAAAAAUUUCGCUUGUUUGACAGAAAUUGGGAAGAAGUAUAAUUUUUUGCCAAUAAUAAUUUACCAGGAAGUCCCACUUUUAGGUGGAAUUUUCAAAUUCUUGCUUUUUGCUAGAAAAUUCGCGAAAAUUUUCGCUUUUUGGGAACAUUUCUGAAAAAAAGUAUACUUUUUUCAAAAAAUUACCCAAAAGUCUCUGUUUCUUACCAAAACAACAAGGUUGCAAAAUCUACAAUAAUAAUUGCAAAAAAAUCUUGUUUUUGGCAACAAUUUUUAAAAAUUCCAACCUUUUUGAAAAGUUGACAAAAAUUUUCGCUUUUGUAAAAAAAGUGGCCGAUGAUUGCCUGUUUUCCCAGAAAAUUCCAUAAUGUCUCAUUUCUUCCCCAAAUUGUCGAGAAGUUGUGCUUUUUUCAUAAAAAUUACGAAAAGUCAUUUUUUUUUGCUGAAAUUGUCAAAAAUUCUCGCUUUUUUAGCUCAAUUUGUUAAAAAAUUUCACAAUUUUGAAAAUUUAACUUUUUUUUCAAAAAUUUCUAAAAAGUUUUACUGUUUGGCCAGAAAUUGGAUUUGUGUUCUGCUUUUUCAAAAAUAAAAAUGACUAAAAAUGUUGGUUUUUUUUGGAAAAAAUUCCAAAAAAGUCUUGAUUUUUGACUUACAGAAUAGUCAAUAAUUUCCGGAAAAUCACGUUUGUGUUUUUUUUUUCAUUUUUAUUACUUGCUAAUUAUCAAAAAUUUUCGCACUUUACAAAUUGAUAAAAUUUCUCGAGUUUGAUUAAAAUGGCUAUAAAUUGUAAUUUUUUGUGAAAACCAAAGAAUUGAAUUUUUUGUAAAAAUUGUCAAAAGUUUUUUUUUUUAGUCAGAAAUUCCAGAAGGCUUCUCCUUUUACUACAAUAGUUACAGUUUCACUUUUGGCCAAAAAUUGUCCCGUCCCCUCCCCCCUCCCCCCCAGAAAUUGCAAACAUUCUGCCAAAACGUCUUGUGGGAGGAGGGGGCAAAUUUCCGUCUGCCCAGGGGUGCGAAUAAAUUAAAUCCAGCCCUGCAGAUAUUUUUUGCCCUCCAUAAAAGGAAUUUCACUCAAUUUGGGAACAGGUCAAAGAAUCUCCGAGAAUCUAAUCUGAGUAAAAUAAUUUUACUCAAUUUCUAGCAGCUGAAAAUUUGAAUUUGGAGUUGAUAUUCUCAUGUAAUUUGUAGUCGAGUAGUUCACUCGUUGGGCAAAAAAAUGUUAGAAAUCACCUUUUUGUUUUCGAAAUGUUUUUAAUUUCAUUUCCAUUCGUGAGAAGAGGGAGGUGAUUUUCAUCGACGAAUACAUUUCUUAAUUUAUAGACUUCUUCAUUUUUUAAACAAAAAUUUUGAAAUUCCUGCCAAUUUUAAAAAAUACACGAGUUGAACAAUGUAUUGAAUUGAUCAACUCCGAUCGAAUUCAUUUGAUUUUAUUCGCAGCUUCACGUAUCAAAGUGACGUGAAAUAUGUUCCAAUUAAGAAUCAAGUCAUUGUUUAUUAUCACUAUACUUUCUAAUAUCUAAAAGAUAGGGAUGUUUGCAAUUCAGGUACAUAGGUACACCUAACAUGAAACCCAGAGUAAAAAUUAAAUUAACCUUUCAUCUCAAAGUUCAAAAUUCAUUUCGAUUUGCAGGUUUUAUUAGACUGUAAUGUAUAAUUUGUGAUACCUUAAUACCUAUUUACUCGUAUAUUGAUUUAAUUUCUACUUUUUUUUUUUUUUUUUUUUUUUUUUAAGAAAGAAAGUACAACGUUUUAGGAUCGGUAUAGCAUUUUCUAUACAUUCCUUUGGUGUUUAAAAAUUAGCAUAAUAAUUUUUUAUCGAUUGAGUUUCUAAAAGAUUUAAAAAAAUUAUGGCCAGACUCGAAUCGGUGGUGUUUCUAAAAUGCAAUGUAAUCAAAAUUACAUAAUGGCGUUUGUUUUUGUUCGUGACCUUACAUAAAAAUGAAAGAUACGCUAUGUAAACAAUUCAUUUCCAACACGUAUAGUGAGUCUGUUUCUCGAACAAAGACUUAUUCAGGGUAACUAAUUACUGCAUCAAGCUUAUAUAAAAAGCAAUUUUAUUAUAACUCUUCUUCUAUAUUUGGUGACGUGUAAUACCCGAUUCUCCUUCCUCUCAGUCUUUAUCCAACUAUACAUAAACAAAUUAAUUAAAACGUUUGAUCUGUUCAACGUGUUAUAUUAGCAUUAGCACCACUUGAAAAGGGCGCACGACUAGUUCAUAGAAAAAAGAUUAUAUUAUUCGAAAAUACCCGUGUAAUUUCUGCGGCACGGCGUGACGUUAAACGUCUCUCGACUCGAGUCGCGAACCUGGAAAGCAAUACUUUUUACACCCUUUGUACAUACAUACCACGUGAUAAUGGUGGUGGCUGGUGGACUGGACGUUUUUGAAAAUUUCAAAAUAAACCAAUAAAUCUCAAUGAAAACAUACCAAUUCUUACAGCCGCUUUGAUUCCUAUCUUGGACAAUACACGGCUUCCCCAAUACUCUUCAACAAUACGUCUAGGUACAUCAAUAGCCUCUCGGUAAUAUUAGGGGAAAUCAUUGUUUCGCAUCGUUCGCUUUUCACACAUAAUCCAUAAAGAUUGCAUAUGUGCAUUUUAUCCGUCCAUUCGAACGGUACGCUAUACAGGGUGUCCCAGGAGUGGUGGUAUAAACUUCACAUUUGGGUACAACCGGGUAAGACUAAUUUGAGGAAAAAGGUUAUGUGAUGGUGUGUGGCCUAUCUUGAAAAUUAAAGGGGCAAAAUAGUACCUACGUUUUCGAAAUCUAAGAGCUGAAAUCCAAUUUUGACUAUUUGGGGGGGGGGGUGAGGGGGCGAGCGGCAAUACUUUGAAAAAUGAGCAAAAUUACCUAUUGGGUCGUUCGACCUCAAUUCGACCAACGUUUUUGAGUCAUGUCCUUGGAUUUCGCUCAAUUUUUUUUUACAAUGUCAACGAACCCAAUGAGUAAGAAACCCCGAAAUUAGUUUGGUUCCAGCUCUCCCCAGGGGGGCGCGUGGGGGCUCCAGUUAUUUUCACAUUGUCUCGAGGUACUCAACUUGAGCAGAGCAUAACUCCAAACCUAUAAUACUUUGAUCAAAACUGAUUUCACAGUUCGAAAGGGCAUUGCAUUUUGAACUUUUCAAGCAUUUUGAAAUGUUCAAAAGUUGCAAGUUGAACUUUCAAAUUGAAAGUUGAAAUUUCAAAAUGGCGCUGUAAAUGGGAGCUAAUAUUUAAAAUUCUGAAAAAAUUUCCAUAGAUGUACCUUUGAUGUUUUUUUUGAAAUAUUGAAUUUUCGAGAUGGGAUCUUUUAAUGGAGGAGAGCACCCCCUCCCCCAAAUUUGGGCAAAACUUUUUUUAAAAAUCUGGGGCUUGUGAUAUAUCGAUUUGUAUGUUUUUGGGGACACUGAACACGAAUACGAUGUCAGAUUUUUGAUGUGACCCCAUCCACGACCCCCAGCACCUCCCCAAAGGGGGUAAAAGUCAAAAAAAUUGUUUCAUUCGUGUGACACAUGAAAUAGUAUGUUUUCGAUAUCGCUGAACACGAAUAUAGCCUUGGUUUUUCAAAUUGACCUCACCCAUGGCCCCCAGAACCUCCCCCAAUGGGUAUAAAAGUCAAAAAAAAUGUUUCAUCAGUGCUGGGGGCCGUGGAUGGGUUCCAAUAAAAAAUCUGACAUCAUAUUCGUGUUCAGCGUCACCAAAAACAUACUGUUUCAUGUGUCGCACGAACAAAUCACUUUUUCGAACUUUUACCACAUUUGGGGAGGUUCUGAGGGCCGUGAAUGGGGUCCAAUCAAAAAUCUGACGUCAUAUUUGUGUUUAGUGUCACCAAAAACAUGCAAAUCAAUAUAUCACAAGCCCCAGAUUUUUUUUGAAAGUUUUGCCCUAAUUUGGGGGGGAGGGGGUGCUUCUUCAUCGUUAAAGAUCCCAUCUUGAAAAUUAAAUAUUUCGAAAAAGCAUCAAAAGGUACAUUUAUGGAAAUUUUUUCAGAAUUUUAAAUUCUAGCUUCCACUUCCAGCGCCAUUUUGAAAUUUUUAAAAUACUUGAAAAGUUCAAAAUGCAAUGCCCUUUCGAACUGUGAAAUCAGUUUUGAUCAAAAUAUCAUAGCUUUGGAGUUAUACGCUGCUGAAGUUGAGUACCUCGAGACAAUGUGAAAAUAAUUGAAGCCCCCCCCCCCACCCGCCCUCUAAGAGGGCUGGGAUCAAACUGAUUGUUGGGUGGGUAGAUAUUGUAAAAAAAAAUUUGAGCGAAAUCGAAGGACGUGACUCAAAAACGUUGGUCGAAUUGAGAUGGAAUGACUCUACCACCUCUCCUCGGACACCAUGUAUAAGAACGAUGUUCGACAUGCUAAUAAAAAGGUUCCGCCGUAUUUAUCACUUCUUUUCUAAUUCUCUCAAUGGAACCGGAUUAUGUGAACAAGUAUCGUAAUAGGUAUAAAGAUGUCAUCGUUCCUGUUACAUUCUCGUGACUGGAAAUAUUUCGAGAGAAAAAGGUGUUUUUUUCAACUUUACUUUACUUUACCUUACCUUACGUCGUCAAGUCUGCGCGAAAAGCUUAUUCGGAAUGAGAAACUGGGUAUUUUUGGGAGUUAGGAAAAAUGGUAAUCUGGAAUGAAAUUUAGAAAUUUUUGUUUAGUUUAUGAAUUAGAUAAUUGUUGAGUUAACUCUCCCUUCUACACCAUCACUGACGAUAAAAUUAUCCUAGAUAUCCUAGAUACUUGAUAUUGAAUCAUUUUAAUUUUUUUAAUAGGAAAAUUCGAAAAAAAAUUCACAAAUAUUGAGAGCAUAUUUUUGAUAAAGGAAGGAGUAAUACCUGAAGAUUGUUUCCAAAUCUGUGUGUUCAUUUUUUUGACAGAAGGAGAAGUGAGAACCUGAGAGAUAUAAGGUGAAGGUCCCGCAGAAGUCUAAAAAAAAUUUACCCAAGUCUGCAAAAGGCCUGAUGUUUAAUCUGGAUGUUUCAUUAAUUCAUUUCAUAUGUUGGUCUCAAAGGGAAUAUUCCCAGGAAAGAUAGGCGAAAUGACCCUGUUCCUACAAUUGGAAAAAUAUAGAUUAUUGUUGGGCACCUCCAAAAAAAAAAAAUUUUGAGCGAAAUUUCCGCUUCCCACCCCCUCCCCGUUGGUCAGUAUAUCCAAAAAACGCGUUUUUGCAAGAAAAAUUCUGUAUCCAUGAGUAGUGGGGAGAAAAUUCUGGUACCGCGCAGAAUGUGUAGAGGAAGCCUGGGCCUUUCAACACGAUUUUUUCACAUUUUUUUAUCAUAGUGGUGGGGGUAAAAUUGACAAAAGAAAACUUUCCGCCACAGCUCCGGAUGGAAGGAUUGGUCACCAAAACUGUUUCCGCCAAAUGUGUCUUUUUACAAGUACUUUCUUCCUACCAAUCCAUAAAAUUAAAAUUUUGUCUGCAAUAGGCUCAUACAUGUUUGUAAAAAACCCUAAAAAAUCGCGUUUUUCGCGUUUCUUUUGCAAAAUUACAAAAAUUCCUGCUUUUGCUAAAGUUAUCAAAAAAGUCUUGUUUUUGUCAAAAUUAUAAAAAAAUCUUCAACUUUUGUCGAAAAAUGUCAAAAAAGCUGUUUUUGGUCAUAAUUGUCGAAAAAUACAUUUUCUUCUGAAUAACGUUAUCAAAAAAGGUCAUGAAGUAAUAUUUUUGGAAAAAUUAUUACCAAAAAAGCACCUUUUUUUUGCCAAAAUGUUCAAAAAAUCUUAUCGCCAGAAUAAUUUUCAAAAAAGUCUCAUUUUCGCCAAAAUUGAAAAAAAUUAUAAAAAAAUUCCAACUUUUGUCAAAAUUGCCAAAAAAAGUCCUGUUUUUUGCCAAAGUCGUUGAAAAAUAUCUUUUCUGGACGUUAUCAAGAAAGUCCUGAUAUUUUUUGCAGUAAUGAGAAAUGACCAAAAAAUUUUGUUACCAGCCUAAAUUUCAAAAUUUCCUGCUUUUGCUAAAAUUAUUACCUAUUCUAAGAUGUCCGUGUUAUGUUUUUUGCCAGAAUUGUCUGCAAAGUUCUGUUUUUGCAUAAACUGUCGAAAAAUCUCGUUUAAGUAUGUCUUAUUGUAAAGAAAGUUCCUUUUUUGGCAAAAUUAUAAAAAACUCCCAACUUUUGUAAAAAUUACCAAAAAAAAUCCUGCUUUUUGCCAAAAUGUUCAAAAAAUCAUGUCACUGCCUAAAUUGGCAAAAAUUCUUGCUUUUGCUAAAACUAUCCUAAAAAUUCCUGUUCUUUGCCAAAUCAUUGUCAAAAUUAAUUUUUUCGUAGUUAUAAAAAAAAACUGGUUUUCAGCCAAAAUAAAUAAAUUGUUGUAAAAAAAACAUCUGCUUUUAGCCAACUAUAGAUAAAAUACCCAACGUAUAUUUUUUUUCACAAUAUUUAGUAUGGGUGAAAGACCUUCAAAAAUGCUAAAAAAUUGAUUUUUCAAACGAUUUGUCCUUAUACAUACGUAGAUGGGUCAAUUUUGGUCGACAAUUUUUUUCCUCUCAUUGUCAAGCCUUUGGAUUCGGCUAGUUAAUUUUCUUAUGGUUUGUAAUUUCCAUUGAAAAAUAUAAAUUGUAUAAUUCAUCAUUCGGUUAUUUUUAGAAUCACUUUUUUUCAUCCACUUUCACGAGAUGUUGACCUGAUUUUUCUGUAAUCGCUGAUUUUGGGACAAUAAUCUGAUUUUGAACCAAUCCAUUUUAGAUGACAUUUCAGUACAAUUUUGGGAUUUUUUUCAAAGUUUUUGAAUUUUAGUAAGAUUUGUUGAACACAAUGUGUAUGGUACCUUUUGGAUUUGAAAAAGAGUUUGUUAAAAUUUUUCAAAAUCGAAAUUGAAAUCGAAAUUUGUAUUUUUUGCAAUUACUGAUUUUGAGUUAGAUUUCUGAACAAUUUUUGGGUAAUUUGCCCAUUCUUGGUAACUUUGUAAAUUUGACUCGCGAUAUUUUCAUUUAAAAGGACUUUUUUUUUACCAAGCAGCGAUGGAAACGUGUUUAAAUUGAGAAGACUGUGAGAAUAGUCUGAAUCGCUCUGAUCUCAAUUUGAAUUUUUUUUUGGUAUUUUUUUAUUCGCAGAUCUUGUGAUUACAAUCGUUGCUAACUUCAGUAGAUAAGCGUUUUGACAACCUUUUGAACACGUUUUCUAGGGUGAAAUUUGACGCUCAACAUUUUUGUUGCAUACAUUUUCCGCAUAUUUCGCAUAAUUUUGCAAGAAAAACGCGAAAAACGCCUAUUUUUCAGGGUUUUUUGCAAAUAUGAGCCUUUUGCAGACAAAAUUUCCAUUUUAUGGAUUGGUAGGAAGAAAGUACUUGUAAAAAGACACACAUUUGGCGAAAACAGUUUUGGUGUCGAAUCCUUCAAUCCGGAGCUGUGGCGGUUUAAAGUUUUCUUUUGUCAAUUUUUCCCCCACCACUACGAUAAAUUUUUUUGAAAAAAAUCGUUUUGAAAGGCCCAGGCUUCCCCUACACAUUCUACGUGGUACCAGAAUUCUCCCCCCCCCACCACUCAUGGAUACAGAAUUUUUCUCCUCAAAAAUGCGUUUUUGGCUAUACUGACCUAAAGGGGGGGGGGGUGUAAAUUGGGUUGGGGGCGGAAAUUCCCCUCGAAAAUUUUUAUCGGAGGUACCCAACAAUAAUCCAUCAUGAAAAGUAUGUGAAAUUGCAAAAAAAUUAUUUUCUGAUUAACCAAAAUAUUUCCACAUUCCAUUUCAAACUGAUUCUCAAAUGGUUCAGAAUAAUCGUAUGGAAAUUUAAUCUUCUUCAUAGCGAAAAACAUACUCGCACAAGUGGAUCGAAAUCGAAAAAUUGAAUCUUUUUUUCUCAUAUUGACAAAAGACGAAACGAAAACCGAUUCAAAUGCAGAAAUGACCUUUUUCCAGCUUUUAUUUAUUGGAAAAUGACGAUCGUAUUUGAUUGGUUAGGUUAGACAUGAUGGUGUUGUGCUCUCGUUGAAUAAUUUAAUGCUUAAAAUAGACAAGAAAUACAAAAGUUGAGGUUUCUUUUUUCACAGAAGCCAAAGGUGAACCUAUUUCUUGUAUACUUGGUUCAACCUUCUCGUUCUCCCUUGCGUGUUAUCUUUCUCCAUUGUGUUAGCAACAUUUUUAUUCGAAGAAUCAGUGUUUUACAAUAGCAGGAUUUACAGUAAAAGGUGACGAAGUGGUGCAUGUUGCGAAAUUCCUUUCUUCGUCGUCUCGUUUCUCUUUCUAUAUUCCUGCGAUAUGGUGGUGGUGAAAACAGUCGAGUUUGUCAACGCGAGACGAGGUGAAAGAAGGAAAAAAAGGGAGAGAAUUUAUUAAGAAAGUAGCAUUUCCAAACACACAGUUUAUUCGCGACGAAACGUACUUAUUCAUUUUUCUUCCUCUAUCUUUGUUUCAAAUCCCGAAAAAAUGAAUCAGGAAACGUUUUAAACCACGCUUUAGUAGUACAUUGGUAAGGUAUUAUCUGUAUCGAGUUGUGUGGGUUUUUCCAUCGUACAACUUCAUCUUCCAUUCAUCUCUUUUCUUCUACGUACUUGUAGCAUUUAGGAUUUAUUAUUUAAAACAAUACGUCGUUUUAAAUGUUAAGUAAAUCACUGCCAUUUUACUUUUCUUUUUUUUUCGAUAUUGGUUCGGGGUCGUGAGGUAUUCUUGACGAAAGCUCUUAGCUUAUAACGAUAGAGGUUUUUUAAAUGCAACCUUUUAUAAACAUCCACAGAUCGGAAGUUUUUUACAUCUGAAAUACUAAAGGGUUCUGGGUGUGGAAAAAAUCUUGUUAAAGGGGUAUUUUUUCAAGUAUAUUCUCGUUCUAUACCCUGCUGAUGCUGUUUUUCGAACGUUAACCUUGGUAUAUGUAUAUUUUUUUCUCGAUAUUUUGCGAAUUAUUUUGAGAAUUUGAUCUGAACGGUGGCGAGUACAUUUUCCCCUCGAGUUUACCUAUCUAUGUACGUUUCUUUUUGUAGUACAUAUUAUUAUUUUUUUUUUUUUGAAAAUGUAACGUUCGUCGUUUUUUUUUAGAACCGCUUCCUAGAUACAUAUCGUGUAUAUUUUGGGUUGGCUAAAGAUGUAUUAAAAUUAAUAAUGCUCUCUAUCGCGAAAACAUAUCAGAUUAAAAUCUCAAUUUCCACAUUCUCACAGCUGGUAGAGUGCUACUUUCAUGACAAUCUUAGAUGUAGGUAUUUGUGUUGAAUAGUGUUCAAUUGACGAGGUGCAAGGGGAUUUGAAGUCAUAAGUAAUAAGUACAAUUUAUUCGCUGAUCUUUUUUUACAUUUUUUAUUUGCGUUUUAGAUUUUUUUUUUUGAUUAGGUACAAAUGUAUAAAUGAUUUCAAUCGUAAUGAUAAAAUAUUCAAAAUUAUUACUGUAUCUUAAAAAUGGCUUUAAAAUCAUACGAAAUGAAUUUUGCUCUUAUUUGUAAUCGUUUUUUUUUUUCAUACAUUCCAAAAUUUACUAUUACGUUAUUAAGGUUCGAUUUAUCUCGUAUUUCUAAAACAAAUGUACUCUAUUCGAUAUUAAUUUUAUUGUAGCAAAUAGCGUGUAAUUAUUAUGUGUGUGGUGUCUAUUUUCUUGUUUUAUCUCUUUUCUUUUUGUACAUAAUAUUGUACAAGGUAAUAUUACCUAUUUAUGUUUUAAUGACGAUGAUUUUUUUUUCUCUUCAUGAUAACGUUUAAUGAGUUUCAUCUUGUUAGCGAAUUUUUUUCAAAGCCAGUUUGUUACUCGUCGGAAUUUUUUUUACAAAUAUUGACGCAUGGUGAAUUGAUACCCCGUCGAGGUUUAUUCUUGAUAUCAUAAUAUUACUUCUGAAUACAUACUUAUUAUCUAUUAUUUAUGAUUAAUUUUAUAGCGAACUCGUUCCGACGAGAAUGUACAAAAUGGCUUGCCACGUUGAAAUGCAAUAUUGUAUAUACAAGUAUUUUUUUUUUUUUUUUAGACAUUUUAGUUACUGAUUUUUUUUUUGUACUUUAUUAUUUUAAAUUAUUCGAUUUUUAUUGUUGAUUUUAUUUUUAUUUUUUAUUAUCGGAGUAUAAUGUUGUUGCGAGAUCGACAUCGAAUAUAUUUUUUUUUUCGAGUGGGGAGAUUUUAAUCAAAAUUAGUUUUUCAGAGUAAUUUUGUACGUAUAACUUUUUCGUAUUGUAUAUAAAUGAAAAAAAAAGACAUACUGCAGCUUUUAAAAUUUUUUUUAUAUGUUUGCAUUUUAUUUUAAUGUUUUGCAUUUAAUAUAUUGUAUAUUUUAAUACUAUAUAAGAUAUCUUUUGAUUCUUUUUGAACUUUUUAUUAUUUUUCUUGCCUUUAUAGUGUGCUAAAGCUAAUUUGAGAUUAACUCGUUAAACUGUGAUGUAUUUAGUAUAAUGUAUGAUAUAGUUAAUGACUUGUAUAAAAGUUCUAACAUUCUGUAAUAAAUUAGAAAUCAAAUAAAUUUUAUACUAUUUCAGCGGUU
Molecule: messenger RNA, 15638 nt
Organism: Planococcus citri (citrus mealybug)
Lineage: Eukaryota; Metazoa; Arthropoda; Insecta; Hemiptera; Pseudococcidae
Product: latrophilin Cirl-like
Exons: 1
Coding region: 257-2905 (882 amino acids)
Biological process (GO): adenylate cyclase-activating G protein-coupled receptor signaling pathway
Cellular component (GO): plasma membrane
Molecular function (GO): carbohydrate binding; G protein-coupled receptor activity
Source: RefSeq, a predicted model, not a curated record